AUGACUGACGACAGAUCCCACCUCUCGUCCUCCCAGUCUCUCUACGCUUCAACCUCGUCUCUACCGAACUCGAAGCUCUGUUCUCAAACAUACAAAUCGGCAUCUCAAUUGUUCCUCACACGUCGCCUUCAAGAAUCGCUGGCUACUCUCACCCCGAUCCUCACUACUUCUGCUAACCCAGACGAUGUACCCGUCACGAACGGCAACGACGACAGCCGCGCUUCGCCCAAUGCUCCGAUCGCAUUUGCUUCGAGUAAUGUGAGGAUAAAAGUAUGGAAUCUGUACAUCACUCUGCUGAGUAAUGUAGUGGAUCUGGGUCCGGAAGAAGGGAGAAAAGAGUUCGGGCAGAAAGAGUGGAAGACACUAGUAGCGAAAGUCCGAGAUGGAAUAAUUUGGGAAGAGAUUGUACAAGCAGGGUACCAAGGUCUAGAAGGUUCAGUUGAUGCUGACGUCGUGUAUAAUCUUGGAACAUUAUUAUUGACGCACUCGGCCUCGCAAACGCUCAACCAACAGCGAUUGGAAACUUACCUUUCAGCUUAUGGCCAGCCGAACUUGGAUGUCGCAGCGCAUUUGGAAAAUUCUCCAUCAGACCCACGACGGUUAAGCCGAAAUGGAGGUACAGACACGCCGAAGGACUUGACCGCGCGAGUGAAAAUCAUUGAACUGUUUGUUCUUCACGUUCUCCCCAGGAAUGAGGAGUGGGAUUAUGCCACAGUCUUCGUUCAGCUCAGUGAAGUUCUUGACGAGGAGCGAAAAGAAUCUUUCCUUCAAACACUGAAUGAACUCAAGGAGGAGAAAGAACGAGGCGUCCAACGUGCUGCCGAACUGCAACGUGAGAAAGAAGCAGAGAUGCAGCGCCAAAUACAAGAAGAAGAAAAACGCAAGACAGAAGCUGCUGCGGCUGCCGAACGUUUGAAAAAGACUAACAUUGAUCACAAGCGAGCAAGCAGUGAGGUUGAUUAUGGCAUUGAGAAAACCCAUCCAAAUGGUACCACCAAAAGUCGCUCAUCCAAAGCAGACAAACCAGGGAGUGAGGGAAAGUCUUCAUCAGCAUCAGGACGAACCGCUUUCUCACCACCAGCCUCAUCUUCGAAAAAUACCAAGAAGGCAGAAAAGGCUACGACGCCCGUGUCACGACAGAUGCUCGGUAUUUACAAUCUCCUCCGAAAUAUCCUUAAGGGCAUCAAAACCUCUGUUGCUGGAAACCCGAUGGCGCUCUUGCGUACAAUGCUGUUCACACUCGGAAUACUCAUGGCAUUGAGUAGACAAGAUGUUCGCGAACGAAUCCGACGACUGACCAACUCCAGUUGGCAAAAGGUACGAGGAACCGUUGGAAUGGUAGGUAUCGUUCUUGUUUUCCUUUUUUGGAACAAGCAAUCAUCACAUGUACCGAUUGAUGCUGUAAACGAAAAUGUGGAGAACAAUAAUGUGACCGAAAAGAGUGAAGAUGGGAAGAAAAGGACUAUCUUGAAGAAGGUAGUGCUAUUCAUACUCAGCCAAUGGCUCCUCAUUGGCAUGGGAAUUGCUUGUCUUCUAGCUUACUUCUUCCCCAACGUUGCUAAACAUGGGGGCGUCAUCAAAUCGGAGUACUCCAUCCUAUACGGUGCUGUGGCAUUUAUCUUUUUCGUAUCCGGCCUGAGUAUUCCACAUCGAAAGCUAUACACGCAUAUGUUCAACUGGCGGCUGCACGUUUUGGUCCAGGUGACAUCCUUCCUCUUUGUGCCUGCCGUGGUGGUCGCUCUAGUUCAUCUUAUCGUUGCCACUGAUCCGGCGUCGCAUAUCGAUCGGGCAGUCCUGGCUGGCUACAUUCUGACGGCAUGUAUACCGACAACCAUCGCCUCGAAUGUGGUUAUGACACAAGCAGCUGGCGGCGAUGACGCAGCUGCAUUGGUUGAAGUGCUCAUCGCAAAUUUCCUCGGUCCGUUUCUUACUGCAGGCUGGACAGUGGCUUUAAUACCCAAGACAGCUGAGUUCCAGCCAUGGAGAGAUGGAGGCGGCGAUAUGAGCAGUAUGUACAAGGAUGUCUUCAAGCAGUUGGGUCUAAGUGCAUUGCUCCCCCUGAUUAUCGGGCAGCUUAUUAGGUGGACCUGGGAAAAGCAAGUAACAAAGAUGCUGCAAAAACUCUACGUUGGAAAACUAAGCACUGCAUGCAUGCUGCUUCUCAUCUGGACGACGUUCUCAUCAGCAUUUGCAACGGGUGCACUGGAAACGCUCUCAACACAGAGCAUUAUCUUCACAGUGCUAUUCAACGUCGCCUUUUACCUUUUCCUUACAAUUGUAUGCUUUUAUAUUUCACGUCCACCAGCAUUUUUACGAAAAACUUUUUGGGGGAAACGCAUUUUUAUGCAAGUACCCGCAGAAGAGACAAUCGCCAUCUGCUUUUGCGGGCCAGCAAAGACAACUGCUCUGGGAAUUCCGCUGUUGUACGCCAUGUACACCAAUAUGGACCUUUUCACCAAAGCUAAGACAUCAAUCCCCGUUUUGCUAUACACUACCGAACAAAUCUGUGUGGCACAUUUCAUGGUGUAUGUGUUUCGUCGCUGGAAAAGACGUUUGGAGAACAAAACGGAUGUGCAGGAUGAAGAAAAUACCACAGGGGUCACUGAAUAG
Molecule: messenger RNA, 2610 nt
Organism: Talaromyces proteolyticus
Lineage: Eukaryota; Fungi; Ascomycota; Eurotiomycetes; Eurotiales; Trichocomaceae
Product: SBF-like CPA transporter family-domain-containing protein
Exons: 4
Coding region: 1-2610 (869 amino acids)
Cellular component (GO): plasma membrane
Source: RefSeq, a predicted model, not a curated record